AUGAACUCUGCUCCAUCGCUUGCUUCACUAGCUGAGAAAAGCCUUGCGAACUAUGUGCUAGGCGGUGGACUCCUCCCUGUGAACAAUAAUGCAGCGUUCAUCCGUGAAACGACAGCCGUUACGGUCACGAUUGUUGAUGGGAAGGAUCGCGUCAUCGCUUGUGGUGCCAUUUCGCCUUACUCAGUCAAGCAGGCGUACUGCGUUCUUGGAGAGGUCGAUGAUGGCUACAAAAACCAAACAAUUUGGAUUGAGGAAGCACCGAACUCCAGGAAGGAGGCACGGAUCUAUCGAAUCACCGACAGUGUGCCGCAUAUUGUCGACAACACAGCGCCUACCUUAUUCGAGACGGUGUUCUCUGAUCAUCAGGGCAGCUCCACGAUGAAGAAGGAUUUGGCAGGAAUUACAGAUGGAACGCAUCGUAUCGAAUGGUCGAUGGUCGGCCUUACUAUGUGA
Molecule: messenger RNA, 453 nt
Organism: Cooperia oncophora
Lineage: Eukaryota; Metazoa; Nematoda; Chromadorea; Rhabditida; Trichostrongylidae
Source: the annotation of a GenBank genome assembly